Molecule: messenger RNA, 1311 nt
Organism: Trifolium pratense (red clover)
Lineage: Eukaryota; Viridiplantae; Streptophyta; Magnoliopsida; Fabales; Fabaceae
Product: FBD-associated F-box protein At5g56370-like
Exons: 3
Coding region: 7-1287 (426 amino acids)
Molecular function (GO): protein binding
Source: RefSeq, a predicted model, not a curated record
CAAGAAAUGCAGCGGCGGAGAUAUUCUAAAGUAGCACCGGUGGUGGAUACAAUCAGUAGUUUACCAGAUUCGAUUCUGAGCCGCAUUCUCUCUCUUCUCCCCAUCAAAGAUGCAGUUGCCACAAGUGUUCUGUCAAAGAGAUGGAUUCAUCUAUGGCAUUUUGUUGACAACAUCGACUUCCCCGAUACCAUCACAUUGAAUAACAUUCAAUCUACUCACAUUUUUAACAACUUUAUGGACUCCGUUUUAAUCUCUCGUGACGCUGCCGGUUCUCAAUUCAUCAACAAUUUCAGCCUCAAAAUUGAAUACAAUAACAGUAAUCUUGCAUGUAAUUUAGGGUUUCCCAAUGUCACCAAAUGGGUCGACCUUGUUGUUCAACGUGGACUCAAGUAUCUUUGUCUCCAUCUCGAGGUAUAUGCCGACGAUGAUAGUGAUAGUGAUGAUGAUGUGAUUGGUCACAAACCCACAUUGCCCAUAAGUAUUCUCAGCUGCAAAACCCUUUUAAGUCUCGACCUUGCUCGAUUCCGUGUGGAAGGUCUUACAUUGUCUUCCCUUGGAUUUGGAUUUCCAUCACUCAAUGUACUUCAUUUGAAUGGUAUUGUCUUUCAAACAGUUCAUGAUUUUAAGUUGCUUCUAGCCGGUUGUCCACAUCUUGAGUAUCUACGAGCCGAAGAUAUAGACUUCUAUUAUCGGGGAGAUUAUCUUACCAUUCAAGAGUUUGAAAGCUUAAGCUUACCCAAAUUGAUUAGUGUAGUUAUCACUCAAUGUUGGUGUUCAUGUUUUCCGGUGAAAGCACUUUCUAAUUCGGAGUAUUUGUGCGCAGAGACUUCGAUGUUAUGCACAAAAGACCACAAAGUCCACAAGUAUCAGCUGCUGCAAUGUCCUCGCUAUGAUAUUCCUAUCUUUCAUAAUUUGACCCACUUAGAGCUCCACGAUAGGUUGGAAUUGGUACCACAAAUGCUCCAACACUGCCCCAAGCUUCAAAAACUCGAACUUCACCAGGCCUCAUUUGAGAUGCGGGGGAAUCAAGAAGAUGUUCUGCAAAAUUGGGUGGAACCAGAAGUUGUCCCACAAUGCCUUUCAUCACACCUUAGAAGUUGCACUCUUCAUAAAUUUUUAGGCUUACAAAGUGAGCUUAUGUUAAUAAAUUAUAUUUUGAAGAAUGCAAGAAAUUUACAAAUCAUGAAAAUGCAGAACAUAAGAGAUCAUCCUGAAAUAGAAACAGAAUUGUCCACAUGCCCAAAGGCCUCUGCAACAUGUCAAUUUAUAUUUGUUGAUAACAUAUAGACAAUGUAAAUUGUAGUUUCUCUA